UUGGGGCUCUUUUUUAAGGCUGUUGAGCCAAACGAGCCCAAGGCUGCACUCGUUUGGGCUUAAUUAAGUCCAAUCAGACUGUUCUGCUCCAGCUGCUGAAUCAGCAGCCUCCAGGCUUCAGUGUUCCUCCUCUCAUCACAGAGCUUCUGUCAGACUGUGAGAGAAACAAGCUCCGGAAUAGCGUUGAAUCAUGACUUUACAACUUAAAACCAGCUUAAACCUGCACUGCUCUGUGGGUCUGAUGGACUGGGACAUGGACAAGGAGCUGAAACUGGCAACAACCACUGACCACUUUUAUCAUGAUGACAAACUGAAUGAUCAAUAUGUGGUCCAAAGGCCUUCUGCAAAGGCCUCAAGAAGAAAAGAUGACUUAAUUUGGUACGAUGAGACGUCAGAUACCUUUGUUAACCCAGACCUGUGGCUGCUGGUCAAUCCCAACAUUGUUUGUCCGAUCCAGUACAGAGAAACUACAGCUGAUGUGCAUCUUAUGUGUGAACCAGCUGGGGAAAUUCAAACGCCUCAUCUGGAGUCUGCAGAGAUCCAACACCCAUAUAGAGCAGCGUUUCCAAGGUUUUCUCUUCAAGAAGAACAGCAGCACUCGGUUUCCUCCUCCAGGAAAAACAUGAUCAAGAACCGAGAUACCUCCAGACGACCAACCAAAACUAGACGUCAGGGAAGGACCUCGAAAGCCGCAGACAUCGUGAAGCCAGGAUGCUGGCCUCGUCCUCCAGUGAACUACUCCAUCCUAAUUGCACUGGCACUCAAGAGCAGCCUUUCUGGGAGCCUCAAAGUCCAGCAGAUUUACAACUUUACCAGAGAGCACUUUCCUUUCUUUCAAACAGCUCCAGAUGGCUGGAAAAACACCAUCAGACACAACUUGUGCUUCAACAGCAGCUUCCGUAAGACUUGCAACCAGCUCUACAGAGACGGCAAGAGGAAGUCGUGUUUCUGGCACCUGACUUCAGACGGCCACCGCCGGCUGAAGGACGAGCUCCACAUGUUUACAGGAGAAACCUUGAGACAGCUGGAGAGGAGCAUGUCCCACCCAGAUAUAAUUUGGAGUUUACUGAAGAUGUAAUUGCAGUUAAAAAAAUAAAUUUGAGCAUUCAAAUAAAUGCAUAAUAAAACUUGA
Molecule: messenger RNA, 1132 nt
Organism: Melanotaenia boesemani (Boeseman's rainbowfish)
Lineage: Eukaryota; Metazoa; Chordata; Actinopteri; Atheriniformes; Melanotaeniidae
Gene: foxr1
Product: forkhead box R1
Exons: 7
Coding region: 191-1078 (295 amino acids)
Biological process (GO): regulation of DNA-templated transcription
Cellular component (GO): nucleus
Molecular function (GO): sequence-specific double-stranded DNA binding; DNA-binding transcription factor activity
Source: RefSeq, a predicted model, not a curated record